Molecule: messenger RNA, 1442 nt
Organism: Linepithema humile (Argentine ant)
Lineage: Eukaryota; Metazoa; Arthropoda; Insecta; Hymenoptera; Formicidae
Product: solute carrier family 35 member E3-like
Cellular component (GO): Golgi apparatus
Molecular function (GO): antiporter activity; nucleotide-sugar transmembrane transporter activity
Source: RefSeq, a predicted model, not a curated record
AUCUUGCUACUUGUAAUUAUUUCAUGUGACACCCUAUAGAAUACACAAUUUAUUACAAGAAUCAUGUGGGAUGUGGGGUAUCUGUUUAGCGUCUAUAGCGUCAGUCGUGAUUGUUGCGAUAGGAAUUACUCGAGGCAUCUCAAACAUGGCAUAUCAAUUGAAAGAUAUGUGCAAAUUAGGGGUUACAAGACAAAGAAAUGAAUAAAUCUUAAUGGAGCGACCGUAGUUAUAUUAAUUAAUAAUCCAUUAUCUGGAAUAAUGUCGCGAUCAGAAUUUGACAUGUAUGACGUUUGAGAUAAACUAAAAUAUUAAACGUCAUUUAUUAUUUUACCGAAAUUCUUAGUUUAAACAAGUAUAAUACUGGGUUUCAAAGAUGAACAAGAAAGUGGUCGUUGCGUUUUAUUUGUUGCUAAAUGUAAUCUUUUCGAUUGUGAUUGUACUAUUGAACAAAUGGCUUUACAUUCACACCCGUUUUCCGAACAUUACACUGUCCAUGAUACACUUUGUUAUUACAUUUAUCGGUUUAAUAAUCUGCGAGAAGUUAGACGUCUUCUGUGUUAAGGACAUCGACAUUAAGCAGAUGAUACUAAUUGCAAUGACAUUUUGCGGAUUUGUCGUUCUGACCAAUUUAAGUUUAGCUCAUAACACAGUUGGAACUUAUCAGAUGGCAAAAAUGUUGACAACACCCUGUGUGAUAGUAAUGCAAAUAAUAUUUUAUAAGAAGCGUUUUAGCAUGCUUGUUAAGCUCACGUUGAUACCGAUUACAUUGGGAGUCAUAAUCAAUUUUUAUUACGAUAUACAAUUCAACAUCAUUGGAACUAUUUAUGCAACACUAGGAGUGCUUGUAACAUCUCUGUAUCAAGUUAUGGUGAACAGAAAACAGAGAGAAUUUCAAAUGGAUCCAAUGCAACUAUUAUUUUAUCAAGCACCAUUGUCUGCUGUUAUGCUCUUGAUUGUUGUUCCAAUUUUGGAACCAGUUGGACAAACCUUCACACACAACUGGUCGCUGUUAGACGUAACCAUGGUGGUGUUCUCAGGUGUAGUGGCAUUUUUCGUGAAUUUAACUUCCUACUGGAUUAUAGGAAAGACUUCGCCUUUAACAUAUAACAUGGUUGGUCAUUCCAAGUUCUGCCUUCUUUUGUUGGGGGGUGCAAUGCUUUUCCAUGAAACAUUAGCGAUAAAUCAAGUUAUUGGUAUAACUUUGACUUUAAUGGGAAUUGUGUCAUACGCUCAUGUCAAAAUAAAAGAUAACCAGGUCAUAGCACCCCAGUUUGAGGAUAGAGAAAUAAAACCUCUGUAUAAAGUAUGAUUCUAUUUCAGAGCAAAUAGUUGAUCAAAGAAACUUGAAAUUUUGAAGAAAAUCAGUCGUGAUACUUAAUAAUGUAUAAAAAUAUUUUGUAAGUCUAAAAAGUCUAUAUUAUAAUAAACAAUUAUUUAUUACU